This is a messenger RNA of Danaus chrysippus (African queen), 1734 nucleotides long. Lineage: Eukaryota; Metazoa; Arthropoda; Insecta; Lepidoptera; Nymphalidae. The record is from the annotation of a GenBank genome assembly.
AUGCGUUUCCUGAUCUUAUUUCUCGUGGUCUUCUCGACAGCGGCAGCUUCUGAUCUCGAGUGGUGGAAAACCGCUUUAAUCUACCAAAUCUAUCCUCGAUCCUUCAAGGACAGUAAUGGUGACGGCAUCGGCGAUCUUAAUGGUAUAACGGAGAAGCUGGUUUAUUUGAAUCAGACAGGAGUUGAUGCGAUAUGGCUCUCACCGAUCUACCUCUCGCCCAUGUAUGACUUCGGAUAUGAUAUCACUGAUUACAGGAAAAUAGCGCCAGAAUACGGCACCAUGGAUGAUUUCAAGACGCUCAUGACAGAAGCAAAGAGACUGGGUAUUCGCGUAAUAAUGGACUUUGUCCCUAACCACACGGGAAAUGAGAGUGAAUGGUUCCAGAAGUCGAUUCGACGCGAGCCAGGCUACGAGGAUUACUAUAUCUGGGCUGACGGUAUCAAAAUUGAGGGAUCCAAUGAGACUAAACCACCGAAUAAUUGGGUGAGCACUUUCAGGAAGAGUGCGUGGGAAUACAAUUCUGUUCGCGGUCAAUACUACCUUCACCAAUUUGUAAUCGGACAACCAGAUCUUAACUAUCGAAGCCCAAGGGUUCAAAGGGAAAUGAAGGAUGUCCAAAGAUUUUGGCUCGAUUUAGGAGUGUCCGGCUUCCGUGUGGACGCUAUCAAUCGCCUGUACGAAUCUAAUCCCGCUGAUUUCGGUGGUCGCUACCCAGAUGAGCCUCUAUCAGGAAUCCCCAACACAAAUCCCGAUGAUUACGAAUACCUCAACCACAUUCAUACCGAAAAUCUGAACGAGACCUAUGAAGUGGUUUACGACUGGCGAGAUCUUCUAGACGAGUACAUUGAACUGCAUGGAGAAUACAAGAUCAUGAUGACGGAGGCUUAUGCGGACUUGAACAGCAUGAUGCGCUACUACGGAACUAAAACAAGGAACGGAUCUAUACCCUUUAAUUUCAGCUAUUUAGGAGACAUCAACAAGGACUCUGACGCAAGACAUAUUAAGACUGUCAUCGAUAAAUGGAUGACGUACAUGCCGAGUGGAAAAACUGCCAACUGGGUGAACGGUAAUCACGAUCAAAGCAGGAUGGCUAAUCGUCAGGGUGUCGACAGAGUUGAUGCUAUGAACAUGAUAGCACUGUUGUUGCCUGGUGUUGCCAUCACAUACCAGGGUGAGGAAAUAGGAAUGACGGAUGGAGAGGUCAGCUGGGAAGAAACAAAGGACCCCCAGGCUUGCAACACUGACGACCCCGUGAACUACUGGAAGAAGUCUCGAGACCCCAAUCGCACACCCUAUCAUUGGGAUAAUAGCACCAACGCGGGAUUCUCCACUGGAAAAACUUGGCUACCAGUCGCCAGUAACUACCAAGAAGUAAACUUGGCUAAACAAAUCAAUAAUACCAAAAGCCACUAUCAGUUCUACAAGGAUGUUGUAAACAUAAGAAAGACGGCUGCUGUGAAAUAUGGAGAUUUAGACACAAGAGCUCUGUCGGAAACAAUAUUAGUUAUUACAAGAUUAUUACCGGGCGAGCAGGGAGUAUUGGGCAUUGUGAAUUUAUCAGAUGAAGAUCAAUAUGUUGAUCUGAGUUCACUGCGUUUAAUACCGAGAGUGAUCAAAGUUAAGGCUGCCGGAGUCAAUUGCGAUGUUAUGCAGGGAAGUCUUCUCAUCAAGAACAAAAUACCAAUAAACGCUCACUGUGCUUUAGUUCUACAAUCUAUCAGACACUGCUGUUAA